Cryptococcus amylolentus CBS 6039 is the source of this 2708-nucleotide messenger RNA. RefSeq lists its product as hypothetical. Gene Ontology annotation, cellular component: nucleus. Bases 1 to 2022 code for a protein of 673 amino acids. Lineage: Eukaryota; Fungi; Basidiomycota; Tremellomycetes; Tremellales; Cryptococcaceae. Gene Ontology annotation, biological process: transcription initiation at RNA polymerase I promoter. The transcript is spliced from 3 exons. The record is from RefSeq and is a predicted model, not a curated record. Gene Ontology annotation, molecular function: RNA polymerase I general transcription initiation factor activity; RNA polymerase I core binding.
AUGCCCUCGUCCGCCCUCGCAUUCACUCCCCUCCACAAACACGCAAAGGCAAAGCCCCCCAUGCCCCCUCCCACCGCCCCCUUCACCACCGAUUCUCCCACCGCAUCCUCCUCCCGCGCAUCGUCCCUCGCUGGUCGCAAGCGCCCCAGAGAGUCAGACGGCGACUCCAAAACUCGACCUCGGCGGACAAAGAGCACAGGGGAUAGCAAAGACGGACGGGCAACCAGUUCUGGAGCAAAGGAUCGGGAGGCCUUCCAGAAGGGGCUCAUCGCUGUCUUUGUCCCGAAAGCGCUCCAGGAGUCCAAGCAGGGCAAUCUAUCGCACUACAACGACCUCCUCGCUCACUUCUUGCCCACGCCUACCCAGCCUAUCCCUCUGCUACCACCGCUGCUCCCGCUUCUGCGAGCUGUAUCUGCGCAUGUCUCCCUUUUGGCCCCAGACGUCCACAGCGGGCUGGUCAGUGCAAUCAUCAGCCUCCCAUGGGCCACCGGCGAUGAAAAGUUUGUAAAGACAUUCAUUGGAUUUGCCGCAGUGCUUGUCAGUGCUCAGCCCGGGUGGGCGAAGGAGGUUGUGGGUAUGGCAGUGAAGGGGUUGACCUGGCAACCGACCCAUCCUACUGCGACGUCUCUGCCACGCAGAACAUUCCACGCCCGGCAUCACCUCCUCCUGUCUCACCUGAUAUCUCUGAUUCCUACGCUCCCGAACGUCAUUCAACCACUUCUCAUCAAAAAUUUCCCAAACAAGCGCGAACCGGAAGUGGCGCAAACGACAUGGGUGAGGAACUGCUGCGAGUUGAUUGGGUAUUGUCCCGAGCUCGGUGGGAGAGUCUGGGGCGAGAUUGUAGGACGGAUGUUGAGAAUAGACGUGGAAAUCACAAAUUCAACAGAGGAUGACGAGGACGACUCUGACGAUGAGAGCGACUCCGAAGACAUGCCACAAUUCCCGAUAGCAUCCCUCGACCCUCUCGACCUACCCAUAUCCCAGGACCUCCCUCGUCCACGCUCUCUAUCCCCCGAUCUCCCUGGUUCCCUAGGCGUCGACGAUGAGGACUCGGAGGGCGACCCCGAUCCCGACGAUUUGUCCUCUGCGGACGGUGCUGAAAGCGGAGAUUCUGAUGACGAGGGCGUGGAUGACAGAAAGGCCGAGGCAGAGAGGCAAAAGAAGAUUGCCAACGUCAAAUCAAUGCGAGAAAAGCUGGACGGCAUGCUCGUGCACUUUUUCCAGCACAUUUCGGAAUACAUGGGCAACAGCUAUCCGCACUUUUCAGCUGUUGACCUCGCUGCUCAAGGGCUGGCUUCUUCUACUCCAUCAGGCAGGUCUACACCCACUUUUGAGGUCCCGGCAUCGCCGUUCGCUCCUCGCCGACCUGUCAGCGAGGCCCAGAGCUUGGCCCAUUUCCAAACCCUGCUCAACCUUUUUUCUCGCCAAAUCCUCCCCACAUCUGCCACCCAACAUAUCCCCUUCCUUCUCUUCUUUACAUCAUCUUUCUCCCCCGCGCACACCGACCUUUUCCUCGGUCUCCUAGUCAGUCAAGCGCUCUACGCCACCAACUCUCAGCCCUCGCCUGCGAUCCCAGGUCUGGGCAAUGUGAGUAUGAACCAGCGUACCGCCGCGACAGUAUACAUCGGCUCCAUCGUCUGUCGUGCGCGUUUCGUCUCCGACUCCCAAGCGCGCACAGUCAUCACCUACCUGCUCGCCUACAUUGACGGUAAACUCCACCAAUCGCGGGUGCUUGCUGGGAAAGGUGUUGAUGAGCUGCCGCUGUUCUAUGCCGUGUGUCAGGCGGUGAUGUUGAUUUUCUGCUUCCGGUGGAAAGCGUUCACGGCUACAGCUGCUGCUGGGGAUGGUGAGGGCGAUGGGAUCGUGGGGGACAUGGAUAUGGAUGGCGAGGAAGGCUUGCAGCCUGGCAGUGGGGAAGAGGGCAAGUGGAUGGCAGACUUGGAUAUUCUGCAGAGAGCCAUCUUCAGCGAUCUGAAUCCUCUUCUCGUACGUCUCACUUCGCUUAACCAGUAUCGACGCUGACAUUAUUACCGCAGGGAUGUAACCCCACAAUCGUCCAGACUUUCGCCAAGGUCGCUCAAAAAGCCCAGUUCGCCUACUGCUUCUCCAUCCUAGGAGCCAACUCUCAAUCCUCCCACUCUCGCUCCAACUCAUCCCACUCAAUCUCUACCACUGCCAAGUCGAGUUUGCCUCCCAAUGGCAGAACUAAUUCGGGAUCUGGGAUGGCACGCAAUUCCGCCGCGAGCGUCGCGGGACAUGCGGCACAAACGUUGCCGAGGCAGGCAAGGCAGGUCAACGUGGAGGCUGGGCUGGACUCGUAUUUCCCCUUUGACCCUUACGAUCUUCCCAAAUCGAAAAAGUUUGUGGAAGGGUUGUAUAGGACAUGGGGGGAAGUCGCCGAGGAUCUUGACUCUGAUUCCGAGGAUGAGUCGGACGAUGAGGAGGAAGAAGAAGAUGAAGAUGAAGAGGAGAUGAAUGGAGAUUCUGAGCUAGAGGAUCACCUUCCUCACCGCGGAUUACCCCUCCCACUCAAAAUUGGGUCGUAUGGAGAUCACAGAAAAAGGGCAUGGGGCGAGAAGAGCAGGGAUAGCGGUCUGAGCACGAGUCUGGAGGGAAUGAGCAUCUCCCCUGGUCGGCUUGGAGUCGAUGCGAGGGGCUAGACUUGUCUAGAGGUGACAGCGAAGUUGUGACAAGUACGAAUUUGUGUA